Messenger RNA from Brassica rapa (field mustard), 742 nucleotides. Its product is annotated as FCS-Like Zinc finger 3. The record is from RefSeq and is a predicted model, not a curated record. NCBI's taxonomy places the organism in Eukaryota, Viridiplantae, Streptophyta, Magnoliopsida, Brassicales, Brassicaceae.
UAUACGGACACCAAAUCAACCAGCUUCCUCCUCCUCCUUCCUUCUUCCUCUUUCUCCUAUCUGAGCUGAAUCUUAAAUUUGAUUCUGCAGUCCACUCUCUUCCUUUUAUUCUAAAGCUUUCGUUCUUUCAAAAUUAGUAUAAGCAAUGGCUUCGUAUUACUCUGCGUUUUUCGGCAGUGAAGAGCCACACUUUCUGGAAUCAUGCUCUCUUUGCAGUAAACACCUUGGUCCUAACUCCGACAUCUUCAUGUACAGAGGAGACACGGCGUUUUGUAGCAAUGAGUGUAGAGAAGAACAGAUUGAAUCUGAUGAAGCCAAGGAGAGACGCUGGAAACUGUCUGCUAGAUCUCUCCGUAAAAAAUCUUCUGAAGCUGCAAAAGAUUCGGCCGCCGGAAAAAACGUACGGACAGGAACACUCGUGGUCGCGUAGUGGAAUUUGUAUUACAAUAAGAAAACCAAAGCAUGUAGCUUUUGUGUAUACCCUUUUUGUCUAAAAGCUAUAUAUAUAUAUAUUAAAUAUUACUCUCUUUUAAGAAAAACCUGCAAUUUUUUUUGCUCUGUUUCUAUCUAUCUUGCUCUUGAUCGCCGGGGUCUGAGAAGUUGUAAGAUCCUGUUAUGUGGAGUUUAGGGGAAGGAGAUAGAGAGAUGGCUCUGUGUUGAUCUCUGGGGGGUUUAAAUUUUGAUCGAAUGUUACAAUUAAAAACACAGAGCAUACUCUAUUUAUGUUCUAAAUUCAAUUUCU